Molecule: messenger RNA, 186 nt
Organism: Chrysochloris asiatica (Cape golden mole)
Lineage: Eukaryota; Metazoa; Chordata; Mammalia; Afrosoricida; Chrysochloridae
Gene: PCP4
Product: Purkinje cell protein 4
Exons: 2
Coding region: 1-186 (61 amino acids)
Cellular component (GO): cytoplasm
Molecular function (GO): calmodulin binding; calcium ion binding
Source: RefSeq, a predicted model, not a curated record
AUGAAAGAGAAAGAGGAGUGGGGGAAAGAGGGGAGAAGAGAGGAAGCAGGAGAGAACGAUGGGCAGAAGAAAGUUCAAGAGGAAUUUGACAUCGACAUGGAUGCGCCAGAGACAGAACGUGCGGCGGUGGCCAUUCAAUCUCAGUUCAGAAAAUUCCAGAAGAAGAAGGCUGGGUCCCAGUCCUAG